AUGAAAUCCUUUGACACAAUUCUCCACCUGCUUCAAGAGAUCGAAGGAACCCAAACCAGUGGCACAGAGGUGCGACUUGAGGCCACAGGGCUUUUGAAGGCCAUCAUCCAGCCCAGCUUUAAGUUCAUUGCCUGUAUGGGUGUGCUGGAGAAUGCACGGCGUCAGCUGGGCCGGCGGGCCGGGCAGGGUGCGGGUCGCCUAGCUGGGGGGGGGGCAGUCUCCUCCGGGGCUCCGCUGAGGAGCAGUGAAGACAGAGGUGCGACGCUUCGGCGGGCCAUGGGAAAACCCCGGAGGCAGGCUUUGCGGGGCCCGGGAUACAUGUUUGGCGCACGCUACUCAAGUCUGUCCUUGACAGAGGAACAUUUCUUAGACGCUGCAGAAUAUGGUAACAUCCCUGAAGUGAGAAGGAUGCUGGAGGAGCUACCAGAACUCAACGUCAACUGCGUUAACUACAUGGGCCAGAAUGCAUUGCAGCUGGCUGUGGCCAGUGAGCAUCUGGAGGUGACUAAAUUCCUGCUAAGGAAAAAAAACCUUGCUAGGAUUGGAGACGCUUUGCUCUUAGCCAUCAGCAAAGGGUAUAUUCGAAUAGUGGAGGCCAUAUUGCACCACCAGGCCUUUACGGACAAUAAGAGGCUGACUGACAGUCCCAGCCAGUCUGAGACGCACGACGACUUCUUUGCCUACGAUGAGGAUGGUACGCGUUUCUCGCACGAUAUCACCCCUAUCAUUCUGGCCUCCCACUGCAACGAGUAUGAGAUAGUGCAUGUACUUCUGAUGAGGGGGGCUUGCAUAGAACGACCUCACGACUACUUCUGCCAAUGCACAUCCUGCAGCGAGCACCAAAAGUACGACUCCUUCAGCCAUUCGCAGUCUCGCAUCAACGCGUACAAGGGUCUGGCCAGCCCGGCCUACCUCUCCCUCUCCAAUGAAGACCCUGUGAUGGCGGCUCUCGAGCUGAGCAACGAGCUCGCGGUUCUGGCCAACAUUGAGAAGGAGUUUAAGAAUGAGUACAAGAAACUGUCCAUGCAGUGUAAAGACUUUGUCGUGGGCCUUUUGGACUUGUGUCGCAACACAGAGGAGGUGGAGGCCAUUCUGAACGGGGACACUGAGUCGUGUGAACAUUCAGAGCCCUCCUGCAGGCGAAGCCUCAUUAGGCUAAAACUCGCAAUAAAGUACGAGCUGAAGAAGUUUGUGGCUCAUCCAAACUGCCAGCAGCAGCUUCUUUCCAUCUGGUACGAGAACCUGUCCGGACUACGGCAACAAAGCACCGCGGUGAAGAUCCUUCUGGUCCUGGGUGUGGCUUUUGGGCUGCCCAUACUGGCCUUCCUGCACUGGAUAGCGCCCUCUAGUAAGCUAGGGAAAGUCAUCCGUGGGCCGUUCCUGAAGUUUGUGGCCCACGCCGCCUCCUUCAUGAUAUUCCUCUGCCUGCUGGUGAUGAACGCCGCAGACCGCUUUGAGGGAACGACGCUGCUGCCCAACAUGACCACCCACGAUCACCCGUCACAGCUGUUUCGCAUGAAAACCACCCCCCUCACCUGGACGGAGAUGCUUAUCAUAUCCUGGGUCAUAGGGAAGAUCUGGGCGGAGUGCAGGAACAUCUGGUCGCAGGAUAUACGCGAGUACGUCUCAGAGCUGUGGAAUCUCCUGGACUUUGGAAUUCUGGCUAUUUUUGUGACGGCGUUCAUCGCCAGAUUGAUGGCUUUCUGGCACGCCUAUUCAGCCCAGCGUUAUGUAGACACCCACUACACCGAUGUAGCCAACGCCACCUUGCCUUUGGAGAUCCAAUAUUUCCAGCUUGCUCGAAACAAUUGGAUGCCCUCAGACCCGCAGCUGAUAUCUGAGGGUCUCUACGCCGUCGCAGUCGUGCUGAGUUUCUCUCGCAUCGUUUACAUCCUGCCGGCCAACGAGAGCUUUGGGCCUUUGCAGAUCUCCCUGGGGAGGACUGUGAAAGACAUCUUCAAGUUCAUGGUCAUUUUCAUCACGGUUUUCGUGGCCUUCAUGAUAGGAAUGUUCAAUCUCUACUCGUACUACCUCGGAGCCAAGCAGAACGAAGCCUUCACGACGGUUGAAGAGAGCUUUAAAACGUUAUUUUGGGCCAUAUUUGGUUUGUCCGAAGUGAAGUCAGUUGUCCUCAACACUGACCAUAAAUUCAUCGAGAACAUCGGCUAUGUGCUGUACGGGGUGUACAACAUCAUCAUGGUGAUCGUCUUGCUCAACAUGCUAAUUGCCAUGUUCAACAGCUCCUUCCAAGAAAUUGAGGACGAUGCUGACGUGGAGUGGAAGUUCGCUCGCGCCAAACUCUGGUUCUCGUAUUUUGAACACGGCGGCACGCUGCCCGUGCCCUUUAACCUCAUACCCAGCCCCAAGUCCAUCAUUACCCUCUUGUUGGGAAUAUGGGAGCUUCUCUGCAAGCUAUUUCGACGGGGGAGCCGAGACAGUCCGACGGACGACGUGGAGCUUGAUAAGUUGAGGCAGCAAGAAGAAAUGAAUGUCGGAACAUCUUCAUGUCUGACCCGGCACCAAAAGAUAAUGAAUCGCCUUAUCAAGAGGUACAUCAUCAGGGCGCGGAUCGAUAAGGACAACGAUGAGGUGAACGAAGGAGAACUCAAAGAGAUCAAACAGGACAUUUCCAGUUUACGCUACGAGCUCCUAGAACGGAAGAACGACAGCAUGGAAACCAUGGCGGCGCUCAUCAGGCAACUCGGAGAUGUUACGCGCACGCCGCAAACUGAGAAGAAAGCUGGGACGGGGAUGUGUCCCGUUGAUUUAGAGAAUAUGCAGGAACGUUAAUUCCUUAUACCCGUUUAAUCCAGAUGACGGUCACAGGGUCUUCAUUUUACUUGCCUGUUGCUGCAGGCAUUGGACAGAAGCCAGUGGGACACAUUGGAGGUGUCACUAGUCCAUUACAGGGCCAAAAAACACACUAUCGUGGGCGUCUAGGUGGCAUAGUGGUGUAUUCCCUUGCCUACCAACAUGGGGAUCGCCGGUUCGAAUCCCCGUGUUACCUCCGGCUUGGUCGGGCGUCCCUACAGACACAAUUGGCCGUGUCUGCGGGUGGGAAGCCGGAUGUGGGUAUGUGUCCUGGUCGCUGCACUAGCGC
Lampris incognitus (smalleye Pacific opah) is the source of this 3100-nucleotide messenger RNA. It is a transcript of the gene trpc6b, whose product is annotated as transient receptor potential cation channel, subfamily C, member 6b. NCBI's taxonomy places the organism in Eukaryota, Metazoa, Chordata, Actinopteri, Lampriformes, Lampridae. Gene Ontology annotation, cellular component: cation channel complex; membrane. Gene Ontology annotation, biological process: regulation of cytosolic calcium ion concentration; manganese ion transport; calcium ion transmembrane transport. Gene Ontology annotation, molecular function: protein binding; inositol 1,4,5 trisphosphate binding; store-operated calcium channel activity. Bases 1 to 2790 code for a protein of 929 amino acids. The record is from RefSeq and is a predicted model, not a curated record. The transcript has 13 exons.